UGCUAACUUCACCUGCACAGACAUGGCUCCCUGCUCCACCAACUACUCCUCUUUUCACCACAUCAGGAUCUCUGAGAAAGACAACAUUAAAUUGAGAAAACCUGUUGUGGAGAAAAUGCGCAGAGAUCGCAUCAACAGCUGCAUCGAGCAACUCAAGGUCAUUCUGGAGAAGGAGUUCCACAAGCAGGAGCCCAACUCCAAGCUGGAGAAAGCCGACAUCCUGGAGAUGACCGUGAGCUUCCUGAGGCAUCAACUGCAGCCGGACCUCUGUCAGAGCGACUACAACCAAGGCCACUCUGUCACUUCUCUGCUUGGCCUCCAGCAGCAGGAGCAGCAGCAUCUCCAUCAGGCCCAGAGAGCCAGCAGCUACUCCCCAGUCUGCUCCACCUUGAGGCCCACCAUGCUGCAGGACAGCAGCAGCAGAGGCCCCGUGUGGAGGCCUUGGUAG
Molecule: messenger RNA, 448 nt
Organism: Cottoperca gobio
Lineage: Eukaryota; Metazoa; Chordata; Actinopteri; Perciformes; Bovichtidae
Product: transcription factor HES-5-like
Exons: 2
Coding region: 23-448 (141 amino acids)
Molecular function (GO): protein dimerization activity
Source: RefSeq, a predicted model, not a curated record